Colletotrichum orchidophilum is the source of this 1521-nucleotide messenger RNA. RefSeq names its product major facilitator superfamily transporter. Gene Ontology annotation, molecular function: transmembrane transporter activity. The transcript has 3 exons. Gene Ontology annotation, cellular component: membrane. The record is from RefSeq and is a predicted model, not a curated record. NCBI's taxonomy places the organism in Eukaryota, Fungi, Ascomycota, Sordariomycetes, Glomerellales, Glomerellaceae. Bases 1 to 1521 code for a protein of 506 amino acids. Gene Ontology annotation, biological process: transmembrane transport.
AUGGCAGAAGGAGCAAGAGCUCGGGACGUCAAAGGACUAGGCAAAAAUGGAUCAAUCGUCGACGACGUCGAGGAAACCGGCGGAUCCCACUCGGAGGCCCCCAUAAACGUCCACGGAGACGAGGAGGACCUUGUGGCGCGGAUGAACAAUCUGGAUCCCCCCGUGACGCCGGAGGAGGUGAGGCGCGUGAGGAGAAAGAUUGACCUGCGACUGCCCCCUUUCCUCCUCGUCCUCUACAUGUUCACCUGGCUGGACCGCGGGGCGCUGGGGAAUGCGGCGUUGAUGGGGAUCAAGGAGGACCUCGGCUUCUCCAGCGCAGACUUUUCCCUCGCUGUGAGCAUGUUCUUUGUGGGGACGGCCAUUUCCGACGUGUUUACGAAUAUCGGCAUGAGGUACAUUCGGCCUUCCGUGUACCUUGCUACGGCCAUGGCAGUUGCGGGUGGUCCGCGUGGCAUGUUUGCCAUCCGAUUCUUCCUCGGCAUCUUCGAGGCGGCCUUUAUCUCCGGAGCGCCAUACCUGACGACUGUCCUCUAUCCCAGAGAAGAAUGGGGCCGCCGGAUCAGCGUCUACCUCUCAGCGACGCCCCUCGCAGGCGCCUUUGGCGGCUGGGUCGCCUACGGCAUCUCCAAUAUCAAGAACCCGCUCGUGAAGCACUGGCAGGCCCUCUUCCUCAUCGAAGGCCUCGUGACCGUCGUCUUUGGCGUCGCCUGCCUCUGGGUCCUGCCCGACCGCCCGCACAACACGCGCUGGCUCACCCCGCGCGAGCGCGACGUGGCGACGUGGCGCAUGAUGCGCGACGGGAACCGCACGCACGGUCAGGUCCGCUGGCGCACGACGCUCGCGCAGCUGCGGCGGGACGGGCGGCUGUGGACGAAUAUCGCGAUUUACAUGGGCCAGGUGCUGCAGACGUACACGAUUGCGACGUUUACGCCCAUCAUCGUGGCCACGUUUGGGUAUGAUCACGUCAAGGCCCAGUUGAUGACGGCGCCGCCGUACUGCGUUGCUUUUGUCAUGGUGUUUGUGGUUGGGUACGCGAGCGAUCGGCUCCGGUCCUGUUCGGGGUUGCUGGUGGUUUGUUCCGUCGUUGCGGCCGUCGGCGAUCUCUUGCUCGCUGUAUUGCCGCCCACGGCAGCGGGCGCGAGGUACGGCGCGACAUUCUUGAUCCUGUCUGGGAUUUUGUCGGGUGUUACGCUGAGUAUUGGCAAUAUUACCAGUAACUGCUGCGGCGACAUCAAAAAGGGCAUCGCGACGGGGUUGUUCCAGGCUUUUGGGAGUAUCAUGGGCAUCGCCACGGGAUAUCUCUUCCCUUCGACGGACGGACCGAGCUAUAAGAAAGGGUUCUGGACGUUAUUUGCGGCAACGUGUUGGACUGGUGUCGGUGCUGCUUUCGUGACGGUGAUAAACAUCAGGGAGAAUAAGAGGCGGGAUCGAGAAUUUGGGAAACCACCUCAGGAAGAGGUAAUUGAUUAUGAAGAGAAUGGUCAGAUGGAAAAUCAUCCGUACUGGAGAUUCUACCAUUGA